This is a messenger RNA of Miscanthus lutarioriparius, 192 nucleotides long. The record is from the annotation of a GenBank genome assembly. NCBI's taxonomy places the organism in Eukaryota, Viridiplantae, Streptophyta, Magnoliopsida, Poales, Poaceae.
AUGGACAACCAUGAGAUGGUCAAAUUGCAGAGGAAGGUCAUCAAAGAGCAAGAUGCUGAACUGGAGAUCCUGGAAGAGACUGUUACCAGCACGAAGCACAUUGCGCUAGUGAUCAAUGGGGAGAUGGACCUGCAAACUAAGCUCAUUGAAAACUUGGACGAGGGGGUUGAAGAAACAAGCAACAAGCUGUAG